CACACACACAGAGCCUUUCUGCGGGACGAUCAGUCGCAAUCUGCGCUGCAUGCACACUGCUGCUCCCCCCGUGCGCGCGCGCGUGUGUGUGUUUACAAGUGUUUGAACGAGUGCCACAAACGAGGGAAGAAAAAGGAGGAUAAAGCCAAGGAAGGAGGGAUGGUGGACAAUUCAGGCAGUAGUAAGGCACAAAUGCCCAGCAUGUCUCAGGAGCCUGGUGUGGCCUUUCCUCAGAGCGCCUCCACAGGGGGGAUGAAGCUGGAGGCAGUAAUGGAGCAGCUCCAGCGCCAGCAGCAGGCCCGACUGGAAAUGGAGCGCAAGGAGAGGAAGCUGCGAGAGGCCCAUAUCAUGUAUGCUCAGCAGGUUGCUGCCCAGCAGGCCAUCCUGGCAGCUGCCCGGGCUUCUGGGGCCAGCUUCAUGGGCAAAGGCCUGGCGGGAGGGGUCCCUGGUGGCGGGUUACCUCCCCGGGUGUCCAAUCAAAGCAGUGUGGACUCAGAAAGAGAAGAUGACGAGGACAGAGGCCGGGAUUCUGGGGAUGAGGAUGACGACAAUGAGAUGAUGGAGGGGGACGAGGGCAGUGAUGAGGAUGAGGGAAGCCCCAGUGGUCUGGAGUUCCUCCGCAAGCAGACCCUUGCAUUGCAGCAGAGCGCCUCUCGCAUCCCGCCUCGUCCGUUUAGCAGUUACUCUGCAUCGGCCCCCCAAAGGGCUGCGUCCCCACCUAUCAGAGUAAAGCAGGAGCCUGACGAGGGCCUGUCUCCUGCGGGGCCUCACUCUGCUGCCUCUCCUAACGGACAGGCCGACUGGGGCUUUGAUGACCACUUCAGACAGAAUGGGAGUGCCGGCUGGGCAGACGAGGCCGACAGUAGCAGAGGAAGAGGAGAGGCCUCCAGAGACUUUGCUAAGUUGUAUGAACUAGACAGUGAUCCCAAAAGGAAGGAGUUUUUGGAUGACCUUUUCACCUUCAUGCAGAAAAGAGGAACCCCAGUCAAUCGUAUCCCCAUUAUGGCUAAGCAAGUCCUGGAUCUGUACAUGCUGUACAAGCUGGUGACAGAAAAGGGAGGCCUGGUAGAGGUUAUCAACAAGAAGAUCUGGAGAGAAAUCACAAAGGGACUCAACCUGCCUACCUCCAUCACCAGUGCAGCUUUCACCCUGCGCACACAGUACAUGAAAUACCUGUACCCAUAUGAGUGCGAGAGGAAAGGCCUCAGCUCCCCGGGGGAGCUUCAGGCAGCUAUCGACAGUAACCGGCGCGAGGGUCGUCGUCCAAGCUACAGCAGCAGCCUCUUCCGCUUCUCUCCUUCUCCAAGCACAGCUCCCCACAUCCUCUCACCUCCCAAGAUGCACCUUUCCGCUCUGGGGGCAGGGACCUCAGGGGCCCUCAAUGGUCUGCAUGCCUCACCAGGACCCUCUAUGAAAAAAGGUCGUCAAAUACCGACAGUUUGGGUCCCUGGGAAUGAGAGUCAACAUUCAACACUCUUUCUUGGCUCUGAUGACCUGACCCCCUCCAUCAUGGCAGCGAGACCCUCCAUGGCACUGGCCCUGGGUCAGCAGCAGGUUGCGGGUUUGGCCAGAGCUGCUACGCUGGAGCAGCUGAGAGAAAAGUUGGAGACAAGUGGCGGAAUGGAGGGACCAGAGAGGAAGAUGGCCCGCCUGGCGGAGGAGCAGCAGCGUCUGAUGCAGCAGGCUUUCCAACACAAUCUGCUGGCCAUGGCUUCACAGAUGCCCAUGAACCUGCGUCUGGGAGCCCCCACCAUCACCACCAGAGAUGAGAAGCAGCAGGACAUGUCUCUUAGCAUCUCAACCAACGGAAAUGCCAGCAUCACUGUCUCAGUGGAGGUCAAUGGCACAAUCUACUCAGGAACCCUGUUUGCCCAGAAGUCUGGAGGGGUCCCAGGGCCUGCUGUGUCGGCUGCUGCUGUUUCAGCCUCCACUGCUGGAACCAGCACUAGCUUUGGCUUCUCUGUACCCUUGUCUCAGACCCUCAGCCCCGCAUCCUCCUCCUCCUCCAAGGGUCCUGGCUCUGCCGAGCCGACCCCAGGCGGGUCGCCCUAACUCAGGAUGCCCUUUGUACCUGUUCCCCAGGCCUCUCUUCCACCGGGAGGCCCAGCAAGAAUAUACAGUACAAUGAGAAACCGAUAAGAAUAACAAACUGUUGCACAACAAAUACCUCAUCAACCCUGUCAACCUCUUGGCUGUCCAAUCAUGAACACAGAGCCUAAGAAUAUUAUAUGACAACAUGUGCCCAAACGCACAGCUAUGCAUUUUAUUCAACGUACAAACAUAAACACAUGCUACACUACACACACACACAAUUAUAAAUAUACAGACACAAUCUACACAUACAUACACUUGUUAAUCCUUAUGUACAUGCUAAACACAAUCAGCUCAGCCAAAACCCACUGACAGGUGUAGUCACAACUGAACUUGAAAAGUUUUAUCUUAGGACAUUUUAUUUGUUUGUUGCCAUUUUGUUGUCUUUUUGAUUUUGUGUUUUAGAAUGAUUUUAUUUUUAGUUUUUCUCUUUUUACAUACCUCAAAUCAAGUAACCUGCAGUGGUGUCUUUACCUCAGGAGCUGUAGUAUAUUUAACCUGAAUCAACUUUAUUUUUGUAUUCUUUUUGACCUAGUUGCAAUCAGGGGAAGUUGGGUAACUCUCACCUCAUGUACAGAGCACCCACCUCAGCGACAGGCCUCCAACCCGGGCUGCUCAGGUUUCAACAACACGCUGUAGACUCUUGCUGAACUCAAACUAGUGAAUGAUCAGAUGCUGUAGAUCAGCACAUUAAAUACCUAAUUACACAAGUCCGCCCUCAGUUCAGAUCAUGUCAAGUCCUUUAUGGUGGUUGGAAGGUUAAUGGCGUACACAAACCUCACCAAACCGUUAACUCUCACUAGCAAUGCACAGGAUUUUUAUGUCCACCUAAAAUACAACUCAUCGCAGGUCCACACAAGCUGUCUUGAAACACGUAGCGCACAAAGUUGGGGCAACAGCAACUCUAAUCCACCCACAGCAGGCCCUGAGCUCAUUUUCCCACUCGGCUCCUGUCUGUGUUACAGAGAGGUAGUACAGAAUCAGUUCAGAGUUUGUUGUCCCCCAUUUUGUUUGUGCAUCCUUCCUCCAGAGUGUCAAUCUGACGGCGUCAUGGUCAAUGCGUAGUUCUCAGACCUCAUACUGGCCUCUCUGCUCUGGAGGGCAUCUCUCUCAGGAAACAAUGUGACAACUGCAAGGAAUCACUGUUAAUUUAAAGAAGGAAUAAUAAGGAUUCAUAACCGAAGACUGCACAAGUCUACGUGACUGUACAAGAAUACCUCAACAGACUCUUUCAAAAGGAGAGCUACACUACAUACCUCAUACGGCUGCAAAGCCAUCGAGACUUGACACCCAACCUGAGAUGGACCUCCUACCUGAACUGAAACUGACAUGAACGAACUGACACACUGCUGGUGGUUUUGGGGACAAACAGAACUGGGAUGGGCCUGCUAUUGCUCUCCUCCUGUAUUUACUUGUAGAACUUGUUUUAUGCUUGCUUCUGGUUUUUUUGUUGUUUUUUUUUUGGGGGGGGGGUCCUCAAAUUGUUGUCUGAUAAGAGUGAUAUAUCUGCUUUUUUUUUCAGGGAAGAGGAAACGAAUAGUUAGUUCCUCACUGACACAUGUACAUUUGUAGGAUUGUUAACAGGUUUCAAGGUCGCAGGGGUCAAACAAAUUCCAAACAAUCGACCAUCUUAACCUUAAAAUGAACUGCGAACACCUAAAUCGCAGUGGGCACGUCUUCUUUCACGACAGCGGCAAAAUGAUAUGCAUGUGUACAAUCAUGUGACCAGUGUUUUAACACCCUAAUGUUCUGGUUCACGUUAGCCUCUGGUUAUUGCACAGCUAGAUACCAAAGACUAGCCAGGUCGCUUUUCUUGAUUGAUCCCUCGUACAAUCCUUCCCACACCUGCUGUGGUGCACAGCGAGGCAGUUCAAGGUCUGUUUUGGACUGCAGAAAAUGUUUCAUCUAAUCGCAUUUAAUCUGAUUUUGAGUUAUUUUUUCCCUAAAGCAAGUGAAAGUAUCCUAAGGUGAGGUGAGGUAAAUUCCCUUUCUUCACAUUUUACAGCAUGACUUGAUUAUUGGAAAGUUACAAUGGAAAUAAGUCAAAUUUAAAAACUAGAAUCUAAAAUCUGAUUACAUGACAGAUGGUAAAUUGUCAGAAGACAGAUUUAGGUCUUUCGAUCCAGAACAGUAGCCGAGAUGCUGUGGCUUUCGCGAGCUGUCUCCCUAUUUUAAUCUUGUACAUUUAUGGGCUCUUGGGGCUGGUUGUUGACACGACACCCAAUGGGGACGCAGGGCCCCUUAGUCUUGCCCCCUUUAUUAAAACACCCACUUCCUGAUAAUCCAGGAACAGUUGGAUUAUGUCUCAAGUUGUAAGGUAUUUUUCUCCCUUUUUAAAGUACAUUUUUAGCAUUUUGAAAAACCGCAAAGGAUGAAAAUGAAUUUUCUAGCUUUAUCUGUGUUGAAUGUGAGGCAUUUUAACUGUUUAGAAACCUCUUUAAGCCCAGUGUGAUCUGAGGUGGGCAGCCUUGUUGCUUUUAUUAGACCGUAUUUUAGCCAUUACGUGUCAGGAUUUCCAGACAAUUUGCAGUGUAGAUCACAGUUGAGGGUUUGAGGACUUUAAGGGACGGUGCCGUAAGUCCUUCAGGCGUACCCUUCAGAACCCUGUAUGACACAUAACUGUAUUUUAUAAAGGUGAGAACUGUAGAUGCUGCCUUAAAGUAGUUGCUGGUGAGAUCCAGCCAGUGUAGCUUUCACUACUCAACUGGCUGGGAAAAUGUCUUUCUCUUCAAGCUUAAUCCUUUGGAGAGUAAUCACUUUUAUUUUGGUAAGCAAUUCAAUCAGACGUUAGACACCAGUUGUCAUUCAUGCUUUUGCAUUAACAACUGAGCUUUGCUAUUUAUUUGUUUUUCUUUUCCUGGUGGACCUUGUUUUUAGUAACUGUUAAGCUUAAUCAUUUAGGCCGUGUUACUAAAACAUUUUCUUGUUUCUAAGUCCAAGCUUUCUGUUUCAUCUGCUUAGUCUAAGCAAUGAUUGUUUGAUAGUGUAGCUUCACUGCCUUUGUGUGCGUGCGUGCGUGCGUGCGUGCGUGCGUGUGUGUGUGUGUGUGUGUGCAUGCGUAUGUGUGUAUGUGUGUGUGUGUGUGUGCAUGCGUAUGUGUGAGCAAGUUCAGUGUAUAAGGUCUUGCCAUUCUACCAUGUGGAGUACACCACCUACAUACACUUGUAAUACCAUUAAGUAUACUGCAGGUGGCACCACUGCCACAUAUAUAUAUAUAUAUUAUAUAGAUUAUAGAUUAUAUAUAUAUAUAUAUUAUAUUAUAUUAUAUCACAGGAGAAGGUGUUUGCUCUCAAAUGUGAGUUUUGAUUACAUGUUUGUAAAAUCUUAACUUAAAUGGAGAAAUGUCUCCCAUAUUGUUCAGUGGGAGCUGCCCAUUACACCCACAGCCGUCUCCUGCUGUUGAAGGCCACUGUGUUGUUCGUUGUUUAGGGAGGGGAAAGUGUUGAGGGUUGGUCAUUCACUUCUCUCUGACCUCCAGGCUCCUGCCACCUGACUUGCUGUGUGGAUGAGUAUAUAUGAUGUGUGUGUGUGUGUGUGUGUGUGUGUGUGUGUAUGUCUAUUAGAGACGCCCCUACCUCGUCAUACCACAAUACCUCAGGGCAGUGGGCUGCAGUCACUGUUGUAUUUGAUAUUGAAGCUGCAUUGAGAGACGAGUGCUGAUGGAAGCCGUGGUCACUUCGCUGAAUGCUACUUUGGUUUAGGUGUUGCAUUUUUGUCGUCAGUAACUGCAGGCAAGGUCUCGUCACUCAGGAAGCUGUGAAGUUGGAAGUCUGCAGAACCUUUUGUCUCUCAGAUGAUUUUGGAGUUAAUUCAGUUUUAAAUUGUUUAAAAAUUAACCUGAUCUGUGUAAAAACAGGCGCAUAUGCAAGUGGUUAUCGAAUACCUCAUUUAUCAAUUUUAUGUUGUUUUUGGCUUGUACAAUGCUCCGUAUAUUAAUUCAACUGUGGGGUUGUGCAUAUUUUUGUACUGUUGUUAUUAUUAUGGACAUGAUAAUAAUGAUAUUACUGAUAUUAUAGUUUUCUCUUUGAUUAAGCAAACAAAAAAUAGGACAAAACACAUGAAUGCUUGUAAAAACUGGUUUGUGCUGAUUGUAUUUAAGAGGAGCACUUUUCCAUAGUGGUUUUCACACAUUCAGUUUUGUUCAUAUUAGUAAUAUAAAGAUAUGGUUCUCAGGGCUUUAAACUUGUAUGUCAUGAUAAAGUUUUACUUUAUAUCUUA
Molecule: messenger RNA, 6309 nt
Organism: Morone saxatilis (striped sea-bass)
Lineage: Eukaryota; Metazoa; Chordata; Actinopteri; Moronidae
Product: AT-rich interactive domain-containing protein 3B-like
Exons: 10
Coding region: 160-2052 (630 amino acids)
Biological process (GO): regulation of transcription by RNA polymerase II
Cellular component (GO): nucleus
Molecular function (GO): DNA binding
Source: RefSeq, a predicted model, not a curated record